Molecule: messenger RNA, 651 nt
Organism: Ixodes scapularis (black-legged tick)
Lineage: Eukaryota; Metazoa; Arthropoda; Arachnida; Ixodida; Ixodidae
Exons: 1
Source: RefSeq, a predicted model, not a curated record
ACAACCCUCGGCGUCCGGAUGACCCUCAAAGAGGGACUCUCGCUGGAAAGCCUUCCCCACCAGCUUCGGGUCGGCGGGGGCAACGUCUUGGUAGUGGUCCCCGGGCGCGCACCGAUAUGUCUUCGUUGCCGUCGCACGGGGCAACGAAGACCGAUAUGCCGUCUUCGUUGCCGCGCCAUCGGACACGAGACCAGGGAUUGUGUCAAGACCUACGCCCGUGUAGUCGGCAACAGAGCCACCGAGGAAACCUCCGAGCUGCUGAUGGACGAAGAGGAGGCGGAGGAAGCAGCAGCACCGGCGUCACCGAAGGAGCUGCAAGGGCAGAGCCAGCUGCUGGGAGAACAGGGAGGCUCAAGAGAGGUAGAGACCGGGGCUUCUCAGUCGGCGUUAACCCUCAAGACGGCUCCAGAAGGAAGCUAUGAAGCCUCCGACAAGGAGGGGAAGGCGACGCCGGAAGACGCCGUCGAGGACCCUCAGCCAGGAAAUACCGAAGAUGUCAAGGGUGGCGGCGAAGACAUCGUCAUGACCACAGAAAACUGGGCGGUGAAACGAAGGCUGGAUGACUCUGCAUCUGGGAGUGGGGAGGCAAAGCUGCGCCUCGAACGGGAAUGGCGCGGCAAGGUGGGGCGCUACAAGUCCCGGCCUGAGUGA